UCUUUAAUUCCCACCACCCCACAAUUCAUUCCCUGUCUCUGUCUCCACCAAUCCCCAUUCCCCAUCUCUCUAUAUACACACAAACAACCAACAUACAAACAUAUAUGUAGUACCAUAUAGCUGAAAUCACACAUAGCAUAAACUAUUAUACUCUCUCCUCUAUUGGCAAAUAUGUCAAGCAAAAAGAGCAGAGUGAGUGUCCACUCAAAACUAACAGUAGUACCCAGCAAACCAUCCGGGUCGGUCAAGACCAACCCGUUAUCCUCGCUGGAUCAUGCCAUGGGGCUCCAUUCUCUCCACAUGGUCUUUUACUACAAGAAAAACCCAUUUGGGUCCUUUGAGUUGGACCCGUUAAGGGAGUCCCUAUCGGGUGCUAUUUCCCUGUACCCGAAUGUUACGGGUCGGUUGACCCGAUUGGAGAAUGGUAACUGGGCAGUGAAGUGCCAUGAUGCUGGAGUUCGGGUCAUACGGGCCGAAGUGAGUGCCACACUUGAUGAAUGGCUCAGAUCUGCUGAUGGGUCUGAGGAGAGAGAUCUGACGGUGUGGGAGGACAUGCCCCAGGAACCCAAGACAUGGUCACCCUUUCGAGUCCAGAUAAAUGACUUUGAAGGGGGUGGUGUAGCUAUUGGAUUAAGUUGCUCACACAUGCUUGCAGACCUAACCAGUGCAACCUUGCUCUUCAAAUCAUGGACAGAGGUUAGCCGAAGAAAACCAAUUGAGCACCCACCUUUCUUCAAUUCAUUAGCACUCCAUGGCCAACUAGUUCCAAACAAACAUACACAAUUAGGCAAGUACUAUGCUACCAAAUCUGAAGAACAGUUUCAGGCCUCAGUCAAAAUGGCCACAGCCACCUUCAAAUUUUCCAAUUCAGUGAUCAAACAAUGCCUCUAUGAAGUCAAUCAAAAUUGUCCUAAUGCAACUCCUUUUGAGUUGCUAGCGGGACUCUUUUGGUCACGUAUCACACGUUUGAAAGGUCCUAAAAGUUACAAUACACAUUCCCUCUCAAUUUGUAUAGACUCUAGGAGGCUGUUGCAAGAUCCACUCCCAAUUGGGUAUUUUGGCAAUGCAUUGCAUUUUUCACAACUAUCAUUGAAGGGAGAAGAUAUAGGCCACUGUGAGUUAGGAUAUGUUGUGGAGUUGGUGCACAACCGUGUGUUGGGCAUCAAGGACGAAGAGUUUUGGUCAGUUAUGAAUUGGUUUGAAUCACAGAAGGGAGAGGGAGGGAAAUUUGCACCACCCUUUAAAAUGUAUGGCCCUGAACUGACAUGUAUUAGCUUGGAACACAUGCUUGUACCUAGCAAGGUGGCCGGAAGCAUCAAUAUGACAUCGUUGAUUUACGCAGCAACAUUUGACAAGGAAGAAAAGCCGGUUCAUGUGUCGUGUCAUGUAGGAAAUGUGGAGGGAGAAGGUUUGAUUGUGGUAAUGCCUUCAAUGGAAGAAGGGCUUGCAAGGACAGUGCUGGUGACUUUGCCUGAGAAGGAAUUGGCUGAGCUAUGUGAGGACCAAGCUAUCCUGCGCCUAGAACCAACAAUGCUCCUUGGUGGGAAAAGAUAGUCCAUGUUUCUUUGUAUGGUUCAACAUUCAAUAAUGGAGUCCAAGGAUAUGUUAAUUUGCCUAUGUUUCGGCCAAAAAUUAUGAUAAUAAAACAAAGGCCUUAUUUCACUA
Quercus lobata is the source of this 1665-nucleotide messenger RNA. Its product is annotated as protein ECERIFERUM 2-like. Lineage: Eukaryota; Viridiplantae; Streptophyta; Magnoliopsida; Fagales; Fagaceae. Gene Ontology annotation, molecular function: acyltransferase activity, transferring groups other than amino-acyl groups. The transcript has 2 exons. Bases 172 to 1554 code for a protein of 460 amino acids. The record is from RefSeq and is a predicted model, not a curated record.